UUCCUGCCUUGUGGUUUCUUUCGGCUGACACUUACAUUUUUUUAAAACAGCCACGAGACUGUUGGAUCCUUCUUUUCCGAAAAGCACUAGUACUUCUCCCGGUCGUGCGCACAAAGCAGUAAAGAGUUGCCGUGCGACCGUACUAGCGUUAGUUGAAAAAUACCAUUUGCUUUACUGUGGCACGUGACGCGAUUGCUUCUAGUACAUCCGCGCAUUAUUGGACUUUGAGAAUAUCACGCACCAGCACUGGAAGAGGAGCCAAAGCGCACCUAGAUGAUAGGAAAAUCUACGUAGAGGUAGAAGACUUGGAUGCGACCAAGAUAGCUAGUGUCCGCAGUUCUAGAGAAGCUAAAAUUGGAGCUACCCUGUGACUGGGAGCCCUCUGAAAGGGCGGCGCCAACAACCAAGUAGAACUACACAGACAAGUAGAAAAUGUUGGUGCUGAGGAUGCCGAGAUUGCGGAGAUUGCUUUUCCGCGUGAGCCUGCUGGUGGGAUAUGGGCAGACCGUCAUGGUCACGAGGACCAAAACGGCCCCACAGAUGCCACCAACACAGCAGCAGGAAGUCGAUGUUCCUACGCUUCUCCAUCCGCAACCUCAAACGCGGCUUGUUGUACCCGCAUGCCUGUCGGGACUACCAGUGUGGACAUCGAUCCAUAACACGGCCGCGCCUUCAUCGACCGGACCUUUACGUGGUACUGCUGGUCUUGCUGCGCCAGGAGGUGGAACGACACCAGUAGCCGCUGUACCGGGGAGCCGAC
Messenger RNA from Amoebophrya sp. A120, 760 nucleotides. The record is from the annotation of a GenBank genome assembly. NCBI's taxonomy places the organism in Eukaryota, Dinophyceae, Syndiniales, Amoebophryaceae.